Molecule: messenger RNA, 636 nt
Organism: Frankliniella occidentalis (western flower thrips)
Lineage: Eukaryota; Metazoa; Arthropoda; Insecta; Thysanoptera; Thripidae
Gene: slow
Product: multiple epidermal growth factor-like domains protein 6
Exons: 5
Coding region: 1-636 (211 amino acids)
Molecular function (GO): protein binding; calcium ion binding
Source: RefSeq, a predicted model, not a curated record
AUGGUGUGCGAGACGGCCUACAGGGAGGUGUUGCGGACGAGGGUGUCGGCCCGCACGGCGUACGCGUGCUGCCCGGGCUGGGCCGCCGCGCGCCGCGCCUCCCACUCGCCCUUCGGCUGCGACUCGCACGUGGACGAGUGCGACGAGUCGGUGGAGCGCCGCUGCGACCACAUCUGCACCAACACGCCGGGCAGCUUCCGCUGCGACUGCCGCCCCGGCUUCGUCCUGCAGCCCGACGGCCGGAGCUGCCAGCCUCUGGGAAAGCCGCCGGGGAUCGCGCCAGACCCGACCGACGCCGACUUCGAGUUCCUCGCCAAGAAGUUGGCCAAAUUAGAACAAAUUCUGCUGGUGCGGCAGAGGCACGAGCUGGAGGAGGAGGCGGAGGACUCGGAGGUGGAGCUCACGUCCGGGGCCGCGGCGGCCAACGCCGUCGCCAAGCUCAGCGCCAGGAUAGACUCCCUGCAGACGGAGAUACAUCACAUGCGACAGGCAGAGCAUCAGAGAUGUGCUCACAUGCAGGAACGACUCAGCCGCUUAGAAGAUGUUUGCUCACGAAUAGCACUGGUAGAAAGAAAAGUGCACCACAUUGCAGGUACCUAUGUACAGCAUUAUAUAAAACAAAAUGCUACUGAUUGA